AUGAAGAUUCUAGUUGUACUAUGGACUGUAUCUUUGGUAAGAUUAUGCAGUGCAGGCUGUUGGGGAAAGAGUAAGACCAAAGAUGACGAUAAUGGACCUUAUGGUGGAUCUAAAGAGAAUCUCAGAAGUGCUCCAUCCAAACCUGUAGUUCCUCAGCUAACUGGACAACCUACCAUUACUACUCCCAUUACUCUUGAUCUUGCAAAGCCAGAUGAAACCAAGGUAAAUGUAUACAAAGAGGAGGAGGAUGGAGUAAAGUUCGAAGAUUACAGUCCAAAGAAUGCCUUUCAUAUCUCCUCUGUUAUGGAUGGUGGAGUUACUCUAUGGAAGGCUGAAGGAGCCAAUGAGAAGUCUACAUUUGUACAAUCUCAUACAAAAGGUUCUACUCUCAUUACCAUAGGGAUAAAGAACGGUAACAAUUAUACUGGCAAGUACUUUGAGAAGAAUGCUGAUGGCUGGAAGGAGUUAAAGAGGGAUGAGUUUGAUAAGAAGCUAAAUGAAAUGAGUAAAUCUGGAUCAUCUCCUAAUCCUUCUACUACUCCCUCUUGA
Molecule: messenger RNA, 549 nt
Organism: Theileria equi strain WA
Lineage: Eukaryota; Apicomplexa; Aconoidasida; Piroplasmida; Theileriidae
Product: signal peptide containing protein
Exons: 1
Coding region: 1-549 (182 amino acids)
Source: RefSeq, a predicted model, not a curated record